Ixodes scapularis (black-legged tick) is the source of this 495-nucleotide messenger RNA. Its product is annotated as piggyBac transposable element-derived protein 3-like. The coding region runs from base 1 to 495 and encodes 164 amino acids. The transcript has a single exon. The record is from RefSeq and is a predicted model, not a curated record. NCBI's taxonomy places the organism in Eukaryota, Metazoa, Arthropoda, Arachnida, Ixodida, Ixodidae.
AUGGGCGAAGAUGAAAUCGAAGACGGGCAUUCUGUUAGAAGCACGGCUAAGCCCUCAAAAAUUGUGACGACACCGAAGACGUGGGAUCCCGUUUACUCAACCAAAACUCCUACGAAACCGAUUGAUGCUUUGAAGCUUUUCUUUGACUCUGAAGUGAUUGAGCUGAUCGUAAGCGAAACAAACCGCUAUGCUCAGCAGAACAACCGACACGACUGGCGCGACCUGGAAAAGAGUGAACUUGAGGCAUUCCUUGGGAUGCUCCUUCUUAUGAGCGUGAAUCCGAUGUACCACUUUUACCUGUAUUUGGACAGCGAUAGUUUUUUCGCAAACCACGAAAUAUUGGGCGUGAUGACUCUGAAAAGGUUUCAAGACAUACUGAACUGUCUGCAUUUGAGUGACAACACUAAAGAGAAGAAAAGAGGCGAAGACGGCUACGACAAACUCUGGAAGGUGAGGCCCUUGAUUGAGGCUCUGAACCAGCGGAUUGUCACUUAG